Messenger RNA from Mucor velutinosus, 12408 nucleotides. RefSeq lists its product as uncharacterized. Gene Ontology annotation, biological process: long-chain fatty acid biosynthetic process. NCBI's taxonomy places the organism in Eukaryota, Fungi, Mucoromycota, Mucoromycetes, Mucorales, Mucoraceae. Gene Ontology annotation, molecular function: 3-oxoacyl-[acyl-carrier-protein] synthase activity; magnesium ion binding; fatty acid synthase activity. Bases 1 to 12408 code for a protein of 4135 amino acids. The record is from RefSeq and is a predicted model, not a curated record. Gene Ontology annotation, cellular component: fatty acid synthase complex. The transcript is spliced from 5 exons.
AUGGAUCAAAUCCAACAACAACAAUCACUGCGUCCUUUGACCAUCAAAAAGGACUCUGUCGAGGUUUCUAUUCUUGUUUCAGCAAACACAUGGGGAUUUGCUGAGCAACUGAAAGAAGAGUUUCCUGCUACUGCUGCUGCUGCUGCCAUGGAAGGUGUCGCUGACAACCUCAGUGAAAUUGAAUUAGCUGCUCGUUUUAUGAAAUUCGCUUCUGACCGUGCUAGCAAAGAACAGGCGUAUUUACAAGUAGCCAGGUCUCUUUUCAUCCAUUUCAACAACGUCUAUCUCAAGGACAACAACAUUCAUGCUGUGAUACAAGAUCUGCCUCUCGCUGUCAAGAAAUCUGUCAUCAAAUGCUACUAUUCCUCGCUCGCUCAGCUUGAAAAUAGCAACGUCGUAUCUGUACAAGAAAUGAAGCCAACACAAUCCGCCUUGUUCGAAGCCGCUAAAUCUGGAGAUGUCAAGUUAUUUGCUAUUUUUGGUGGACAAGGUAAUAUCGAGGAAUAUUUCGACGAGCUUGUUGAUAUUUGGGAGACAUACAAGGGCAUUGUCAAGCCUUUUGUGCGUCGCAUGGCUGUGGUACUGGCUGAUUUGGCUCAUGGCCCUGAAUCCAAGGUGCUUCAUUCCAAAGGUCUCGACAUUUUGCGUUGGUUGGACGAUGCUGACGUUAGACCCGAUAACCAAUACUUGAUCUCUGCUCCUGUCAGUUUUCCAUUGAUCGGGCUUACCCAGCUCCUUCACUAUUAUGUGCUGUUCCAUGUCCUUGGUUGUAGUCCUGCUGAGGUCCGUGAUUUACUUCAAGGUACCACAGGCCACAGUCAAGGUAUCAUAAGUUCUAUCGUUAUUGCUGCUUCAUCUACUGAGGAAGAGUUCACUCAAAACACGGAAAAGGCCUUGGGUCUGCUCUUCUGGAUCGGUACCAGAGCACAACAAGAGUUUCCCUCAUUUACAUUGAACCCAUCCGUCAUUGAAGAUUCCAUCAGCAAUGGUGAAGGCAAUCCUACUCCUAUGCUGGCAGUGACAGGUCUCAGAGAAGCCCAAUUGAUCAAGUACAUCAACCAAACCAACACCCAUCUUGCUCCUGAACGCCAAAUUGAACUCACCUUGUUCAAUGGUCCUCGCUCCUUUGUCUGCACGGGCCCCCCUCAGUCCUUGUACGGUAUGAAUCUCGGUUUGCGUAAACUCAAGGCAUCCACUGGUCUGGAUCAAUCUCGUAUCCCUUACUCUGAGCGCAAAAUCAAGUUUUCAUCUCGUUUCUUGCCCAUCACUGCUCGAUUCCAUAGUUCCUAUUUGAGGCCAACUGUUGAUACCAUCUUGAGAGAUGCUAAAAAUAACCAUCUUUUAUUCAACGCAAGUGAUUUAAAAAUCCCAGUUUUCGCAACUGAUUCAGGCAAAGACCUCCGCAAUGAGGCUAAUCUCACUAAAUCCCUCCUUCAGCUCAUUUGUGAGCAUCCUGUUCAUUGGGAGAAGUCCAUCCCAAAGACGGAUUUGACUCAUAUCAUCGAUUUCGGACCUGGAGGUGCAUCAGGCAUUGGUGGAUUGACCUACCGCAACAAGGAAGGUACUGGUGUAGAGGUGGUUUUGGCUGAUUCGCUUGAGGGCGCCAACAAGGAUCUGUCUUACAAGGCUGACUUGUUCAAUGCUGAUAUCUCUUCUGUCAAGUACUCUCAAAACUGGGCUACAUUGUUUCAACCUAAACUUGUAGAAACUGCCAGUGGUCGCAUUGAUGUGGAUACCAAGAUGUCUCGUCUACUGGGCAAACCUCCCCUUAUGGUGGCUGGCAUGACGCCUGCCACUGUUAAUGAAAAGUUUGUUGCUGCUGUCAUGAAUGCUGGCUACCAUAUCGAAGUGGCUGGUGGUGGGCAUUUUAGUGAGGCUGUUUUACGCGAAAAAGUGGACAAGAUCAUGGCGCUCACCCGUCCUGGUGAGGGCAUCACACUCAACAUUAUCUUUUUAAACGUACUUCAAUGGGGAUUCCAAUAUCCUCUGAUUCAAGUCAUGCGUAAAGAAGGCCUGCCUAUGGAGGGUCUCUGUAUCGCUGCUGGUGUGCCCAGUAUCGAUAAUGCCAACGAAAUCAUUGCCAAUCUACAAGCUGCUGGUAUUCGUCAUGUUUCCUUUAAGCCUGGAAAUGUGGAUACCAUUCGUCAAGUAGUAGCUAUUGCUGCUGCCAAUCCUACAAUGCCCAUCAUCCUGCAGUGGACUGGUGGUCGUGCUGGCGGUCAUCAUGGGUUUGAAGAUGUUCAUCAACCUAUUCUUGAAACUUACGCUGCUAUACGUCGUCAAUCCAACAUUGUGAUUGUUGCUGGUUCUGGUUUCGGCGGUGCUGAUGAUACCUUGCCCUACAUUACUGGUGAUUGGUCUCUUCAAUUUGAUUAUCCUCCCAUGCCUUUUGAUGGUAUUCUCUUUGGCUCUCGCAUGAUGGUGGCUAAAGAAGGGUUAGCAUCUCCUGAUGCCAAGCAGGCCAUGGUCGAUGCUCCUGGUCUCGCUGAUAAUGAGUGGGAAAAGACAUACAAGGGUCCUGCUGGCGGUAUCAUUACUGUUCUCUCUGAAAUGGGAGAACCUAUCCACAAGGUGGCUACUCGUGGCGUCCUUCUCUGGAAGGAGCUCGAUGACAGCAUCUUUACCUUGCCCAAGGAAAAGCGCUUACCUGCAUUGUUGGCUAAAAAGGACUACAUUAUCAAGCGUUUAAAUGCUGAUUUUCAAAAGGUUUGGUUUGGUGAGAACAAGAAGGGUGAAGUGGUAGAUCUUCAAGACAUGACCUACUCUGAAGUUGUCCAUCGCUUGAUUGCUUUGCUUUAUGUCAAACUUGAGCAUCGCUGGAUUGAUGUCUCUCUUCGCAACCUGGUGGGUGAUUUCAUGCGACGUGUCGAAGAACGUUUCACUCAAAAGGCUGGCCCCUCCUUGCUACAAAACUAUGCUCAAUUAGACGAUCCCACGACCUUUGUUGAAGAGUUCAUGGCUCAAUUCCCUGACGCAGAAUCCCAGUUUUUGACAUCUGAAGAUGUGUUCCAUUUCCUCGCUCUUUGCAAGAGACCUAACCAGAAGCCUGUACCCUUCAUUCCGAUCAUGGACAAGGAGUUUGACAUUUGGUUCAAGAAGGAUUCUCUCUGGCAAUCAGAAGAUCUCGGUGCUGUUGUAGAUCAGGAUGUUCAACGUACCUGCAUUCUUCAUGGCCCUGUUGCUGCCAAGUAUACUACUCGCACUGAUCAGCCCAUUGCUGAAAUCCUCGGUGAUAUUUAUUAUAGCCAUAUUGAUAGCUUGAAGGAACGCUACUACAAGAAUGCUGUUAUCCCAAAGGUCGAGUAUCUCGGUGGUCUUGCCAUUGAGGAGUCUCGUGUUCAAGAGGUUUCUGCUACUGCCACUGAGAGUGUCUUCAAGAUUGAUGCUGAGGACAUUCCUGAGGAGAAUGACUGGAUCCAAGCCAUUGCCGGUCCAUCUUACAACUGGCUUCGUGCUCUGUUGACAUCGCCUUUCAUUGUUCAAGGCAAGAAGUUUGCUGAGAAUACUGUGAGACGCAUCUUCCGCCCCCGUGCUCAUCAAAAGGUCGUCAUCUCUCGUGCUGCUAAUGGAGAUAUCCAGCGUGUCGUGAUUCAAGAUAAGCGCGAGUGGAGUGCCAACCAGAGCAUCAGUGAUUAUGCAACAUCUGUGCAACUUGAAACCAAGGACAACAACAAGAUCUUGAUGACCCUGUAUGAAAAAAGGGCCAGCAACUAUAUUCCCUUGAAUCUGGAGUUUGAGUAUAAGCCCGAGUUUGGUUAUGCGCCCAUUCGUGAGGUCAUGGAGGGACGCAGCGAUCGCAUCAAGGAGUUCUACUUUAAGCUGUGGUAUGGUGUCGAUAACAAGGAGGACUAUCUGAACUUGAACAUUCGAGACACCAUUGCCGACAAGGGACAAGUGGUCCAAUUUGACGACAUUGCCGAGUUCUGUCAAGCUGUCGGAAAUGAGGCUGAGAUCUUUGGCGACCGCGAUCAAAAAGUGGUGAGUGCUCCUAUGGACUUUGCUAUUGUUGUUGGCUGGAAGGCUAUCAUGAAGGGCAUCUUCCCAAAAAUUGCAGACGGCGAUCUCUUGCGACUUGUUCAUUUGGGCGUCAGCUUCCGCAUGAUGGAUGGUGCUGAUCUUCUCAAGGUGGGCGAUGUGGUGGACACGCUGGCCAAGAUCAAUGCUAUUGUCAAUACAAAGUCUGGCAAGAUGAUUGAAGUCAAGGCCAUGAUUGUGCGUGAUGGCAAGCCUGCGAUGGAAGUGACCAGUCAGUCUCUGUACCGUGGCAACUUUACUGAUUUUGAAAACACAUUUGAGAACAAAGUGGAGGCACCCAUGGAGUACAAGAUGCAUAGCAACAAGGAGAUUGCUAUCCUCAAAUCCAAAGACUGGAUGCACUGGUCGGAUGCUUCUGAGGAACACAAGGUGGAGCCUGGCAAGUCGCUGAUCUUCCGCCUCAAGACUGAACUCAAGUACAAGAACAGCCGCAUCUACGCUUCCGUCAAGACAUCUGGUACUGUCAGCAUGCAAGUAUCUACCAAAGAGUUUGUCCAAGUGGCUACUGUUGAGUACGAAGCAGGCGAGAGCCAUGGCAAUCCUGUCACUGAUUUCUUGAAACGCCAUGCUCAAGAGAUUGAACAAGCCCACUUUUUUGAGAACGGCGGUUACUCCGUCAUGCCCAGUCAGUCCGCUUACCCCUCUGUUGUCCAUGCUCCUGCUUCCAAUGAGCCCUAUGCCAACGUCUCUGGUGAUUUCAACCCUAUCCACGUCAACCCUUAUUUUGCUGAUCUUGCCCGCUUACCUGGCACCAUCACCCAUGGCAUGUGGAGCAGUGCUUCCACUCGCAAGUUUGUUGAAAUUUUCGCUGCUGACAAUGUGCCUCGUCGUGUGGUUGCGUACAAUGUCAAGUUCGUUGGCAUGGUCUUGCCCUCGGAUCGACUCGAAACCAAGCUGUAUCACACUGGUAUGAAGAACGGCCGCAAGAUAAUCAAGGUGGAGACUGUGAAUCAAAACAACGAAAAGGUGGUUGAAGGCACUGCGGAAGUCGAGCAACCCAUCACAGCCUAUGUCUUUACUGGUCAGGGCUCUCAAGAAAAAGGCAUGGGAAUGGAUCUCUAUGACAGCUCUCCUGUGGCCAAGUCCAUUUGGGAUCAAGCUGACAAGCAUUUCAUGGAAAACUACGGUUUCUCCAUCAUUGACAUUGUGCGCAACAAUCCCAAGGAAAAGGUCAUUCAUUUCGGUGGUCCCAAGGGCGAACGCAUCCGUCAAAACUACAUGAGUCUGCUCUACGAUGUUGUUGCUGCUGACGGCACCAUCAAUACCUUGCCUCUGUUCCCUACCAUUGACGAAUACAGCUCCUUUUACAAGUUUGUCUCUCCCAAUGGUCUUCUCUUUGCUACCCAAUUCACUCAACCUGCCUUGACCUUGAUGGAAAAGGCUGCUUUUGAAGACAUGCGCGCCAAGGAGUUGAUCCAAUCCAGCUGUGCCUUUGCUGGUCAUUCGCUAGGUGAAUACUCUGCUCUGGCUGCUGUAGGCGAUAUCCUGCCUUUGAACUCGUUGGUGGAUGUUGUCUUUUACCGUGGUAUGUCUAUGCAGUCAGCUGUUACGCGUGAUAGUCAAGGCAGGUCUGACUAUAGUAUGAUUGCUGUCAACCCUGCUCGUGUUUCCAAGGCUUUCAGUGAUGCAGCACUUCGCUUCGUUGUGGAUUCCAUUGCUCGUCGUAAUGGUGAGGUGCUGGAGAUUGUCAAUUUCAAUGUCGAGAACUGGCAAUACGUGGCUGCCGGCACUCUUCAAAACCUGGAUGUGCUUGCCAAUGUGCUAAACUACAUCAGCGUUGCUCAUGUCGACCUUCAGCAAGAAGCAUCGCCGUUUGAAGGUGUCAAGGAGAAGCUCAACAAGAUCAUUGAUGGUGCUUUUGAAAAGACGCAAGCCAAGCAAACACAGGGUCGCAUCCAUCUUGAACGUGGCAAGGCUACCAUUCCUCUUUCUGGUAUCGAUGUCCCUUUCCACUCGUCCUUCUUGCUCAGCGGUGUCACUCCUUUCCGCACCUUCUUGGCCAAAAAGUUCAAUCCCUCUGAUAUCGACGUUGCUCAAUUAAAGAACAAAUACAUUCCCAACUUGGUUGCUGAGCCUUUUAGCACCGACAGAAGCUUCAUUGAGAACGUGUAUCGUACGACAUCCAGUCCUCGUUUGGCCAAGGUGCUCAAAACAUGGACUGAUGACAAGUAUGCUAGUCCUGCUCAACAACAAAGACUGGGCUACAUUCUCUUGAUUGAACUCUUGGCUUACCAAUUUGCCUCUCCUGUGCGUUGGAUUGAAACACAAGACCAGUUAUUUAGAAACUACAAGAUUGAACGUCUUAUUGAGGUGGGUCCAUCUCCUACCUUGACAGGUAUGGCUUUACGUACCUUGGCUCUCAAGUACCAAUCGUAUGAUAAUGCGUUGAGUAACCGUCGUCAAACAUUGUGUAUCUCAAAGGAUGCCAAGGAAAUCUAUUAUGAACUGGAAGGUGCUCCUGAAGAAGCGGUUGAAGUGGCUGCCCCUGCUCCCGUCAUUACUGCUCCCGCUCCCGCUCCUAUUGUAACUGCUCCCAUUACUGCUCCAGUAGCUGUAUCGUCGGGUCCUGCUGCUGCUGUAGCUGACGCUCCUAUUACUGCUGCUGAGGUCAUUCUUGCCAUCAUUGCUCAAAAGCUGAAAAAGUCUAUCAAUGACGUCUCCUUGUCAUCCUCUAUCAAGGAUUUGGUCAGCGGUAAAUCCACGCUGCAGAACGAAAUUCUUGGUGAUUUGCAAAAGGAGUUCAACAAUGCUGUUCCUGAAAAGGCCGAGGAAUCUUCCUUGCAAGAUGUGGGUGCAGCAUUGAACGGUAUCUUCGCUGGUACUUUGGGUAAACACACAAGCACAUUGGUGGCCAAAUUGAUCAGUGCUAAAAUGCCUGGUGGAUUCACUCUGAACACUGCCAAGACCUACCUCAAUACUACCUAUGGUUUGGGCCCCGGCCGUGUGGAGAGCGCUCUCUUGGUGGGUAUCACUAUGGAACCUGCUGCUCGCAUAGGUACUGAAGCUGAUGCAAAGGCUUGGUUGGACUCUGUAGCAAAGACCUAUGCUAGUAAGGCUGGCAUUGCAUUGUCCUCUGCAAGUGUUGCCCCUGCGCCUGUUGCUGCAGUCGCUGCUGCACCUGUUGCUACCGCUGCUGCUACUGUUGUUUCUACCGGUCCUACUGCUGCUGUCAGUGAUGCUCCUAUCAGCGCUACUGAGAUUGUUCAUGCUAUCAUUGCUCAAAAACUUAAAAAGACUGUGGGCGAAAUUCUUUUGUCCAAGUCUGUCAAGGAUUUGGUGAGUGGCAAAUCAACGCUUCAAAAUGAGAUUCUUGGAGAUUUGCAAAAGGAAUUCAGCAAUACUGUACCGGAAAAAGCAGAGGAAAGUUCUUUGGAGGAAGUUGGAUCUGCAUUGAACGGUACUUUCACAGGUGCUCUGGGUCAACACACAAGCACUUUAAUUGCCAAACUCAUUGGUUCCAAGAUGCCUGGCGGAUUUACCUUGAAUACUGCCAAGACCUAUCUCAACAGCUCGUAUGGUUUGGGCCCUGGCCGCACUGAUGGUGCUCUUCUUGUCGCCAUUACCAUGGAACCUGCGUCUCGUUUUGCGACAGAAGCCGAAGCCAAAUCGUGGUUAGAUACGGUUGCUCGUGCUUAUGCUGCCAAGGCUGGUAUCUCUUUAUCGUCUGGCGGAUCCUCUGCUACUGCUGGCGGUGCUAGUGGUGCAUCCAGUGGUACUGUUGCCAUAAUCAACAAUGCUGCAUUUGAUGCUUUUAAAGCCAAGCAAGAUGCAUUGAUCUACCAACAACUCAACUUGUAUGCCAAGUACCUGCAAAAAGACAUUCGUGAGGGCGCUAAAAAGUAUGAAGAGGAAAAGGUGGUUACCAAAAAGUUGCAAGCAGAACUUGACUUGUGGCUUGCUGAACACGGUGACACCUAUGCAGAUGGUAUCAAGCCUGCAUUUUCUCCUCUCAAGGCGCGUCGCUAUGAUUCAUACUGGAACUGGGUGCGUCAGGAUGCGUUAGAGAUGUGGUAUGACAUUAUCUUUGGUAAGCUCGCCAUUGUCGAUCGUGAGGUUACUACCAAGUGCUUGAGUAUCAUGAACCGUGCCCAUCCAAAGCUGCUUGAUUUCAUGCGCUACAAUGUGGAAAAGUGUGCUGGUGAUCAGGGAGAGACGUACAGACUUGCCAAGGAGUUUGGUCAAGCUUUGAUUGAGAACUGUGUCUCUGUGCUUGCUGAGAAGCCCUACUACAAGAAUGUCGCUGUGCCCAAGGGUCCUACCACUACUGUCUCUGGGAAGGGAGAUAUCAAGUACGCUGAAGUGCCUCGUCCUGGAUGUCGCAAAUUGGCUGACUACGUUCAAGGCAUGAUUUCAGGCUCUGAGGUAUCCGAGUAUUCCAGUCGUCUCAAGGUGCAGCAUGAUCUUGGCCGCAUCUAUGAAAUUAUUCGUAAUCAAAGCGCUGCUUCGGAAUCUGACAAGUCUGCCAUGGAAGAGUAUUACACUGAUAUUUUGCGUGCCAUGUCCAUGUCCAACACGGUUGUCAGAGAACAGAGACCUCGUUCUCAUGGUACUGCUGCUGAUGCUACUUCUAAACAAAAUAGCAAGACCAAGGAGACCAUCCCUUUCUUGCACUUGAAGAGACGUAGCAUGCACGAUCCUAGUCUUGGCUGGGAAUUCAACAACAAACUGACCACCAUCUACCUCAAUGCGCUGACUGAGAUGGCUGAAAAGGGUAUCACUUUUGCUGACAAGUGUGUUCUUUUGACUGGUGCUGGUAGAGACUCGAUUGGUUCCGAGAUCAUGAAGGGCCUCAUUGGUGGUGGUGCCAAGGUCGUUGUCACUACGUCUCGCUUCAGUCGCCAAGUCACUGAAUACUUCCAAGGCAUCUACAAGACCUAUGGUGCCAAGGGAUCUGAGCUCAUUCUCGUGCCUUUCAACCAAGGUGCCAAGCAAGAUGUGGAUGCACUAAUCGAAUACAUCUACAGUCCUGAGGGGCUGAACUGGGAUCUCGAUUAUGUGAUUCCCUUUGCUGCUAUCCCGGAAAAUGGUCGUGAGCUCGAUAGCAUUGAUUCUAAGGCUGAACUCGCCCAUCGCAUCAUGUUGACCAAUCUGUUACGUAUGCUGGGUAACGUCAAAAUUCAAAAGGAAAAUAUCGGUUCAGAUACGCGUCCUGCUCAAGUCAUUCUUCCAUUGUCGCCUAAUCACGGUAUGUUUGGUGGUGAUGGUCUUUAUGGUGAGUCCAAGAUCUCUUUGGAGACACUGUUUGAUCGUUGGUAUUCUGAAAGUUGGGCUAGCUAUUUGGUCAUCACUGGCGCUGUCAUUGGUUGGACUCGUGGCACUGGUUUGAUGAGCACAAGUAACAUUGUUGCUGAAGGUGUGGAAGCGCUUGGUGUCAGAACCUUCUCUACACUUGAAAUGUCCUUUAAUUUACUUGGUCUUUUGCAUCCUUCCAUCACUAGACUCUGCCAAAAGGAGCCUGUCUAUGCUGAUUUGAAUGGUGGUCUGCAAUUCAUCCCUCGACUGCAAGAGGUGACCAACAAGUUGCGCAAAGAGAUCCGUGAAACAGCUGAUAUCCGCAAGGCAAUUGAUGCUGAGAAUGCGCUCGAUUAUAAGACAGUCUUUGGUGAGGAAGCUGAGCACAACUACAAGCCUCAUACUGUUACUCCUCGCGCCAAUAUGAAGUUUGAUUUCCCAACCCUCAAGCCAUAUGACGCUCUCAAGCACCUCGAACAUCUCAAGGGCAUGCUUGAUCUCGACAAAGUCAUUGUUGUUGCUGGUAUGGGUGAAGUGUCUCCUUGGGGCAAUCACAGAACACGUUGGGAGAUGGAAGCCUACGGUAAGUUCUCUCUGGAGGGCUGUAUCGAGCUUGCUUGGAUGAUGGGUUACAUCAAGCAUCUGGAUGGUAGACUCAAGAACGGGAAGAGGUAUUCAGGCUGGGUUGAUGCCAAGUCUGGUGAGCCUGUGGAGGACAAGGAUGUCAAGGCGAGAUAUGAACAACGCAUUCUGGAUCACACUGGUAUUCGUUUUAUUGAACCUGAAAUUAUGGGCGGCUACAACCCAGAAAAGAAAAUGCUGAUGCAAGAAGUGGUAAUUGACCAUGAUCUCGAACCUUUCGAGUGCUCCAAAGAAGAAGCUGAGCAUUUCAAGCAUCAACAAGGCGAAAAGGCAGACAUCUAUGAAUCUGGUAAUGGCAGUUGGUUUGUUGUCAUCCACAAGGGUGCUGCUUUGUACGUCCCCAAGGCCCUUCGCUUUGAUCGUCUUGUGGCUGGUCAAAUCCCCUCUGGCUGGGAUGCUACUCGCUACGGCGUUCCUCAGGAUAUUAUUGACCAAGUGGAUCCCGUCACCGUAUUCAACAUUAUAUCUACUGUGGAAGCCUUCAUCUCUGCUGGUAUCACUGACCCUUAUGAGUUCUUCAAGUACAUCCAUGUCUCUGAGAUGGGUAACACUACUGGCUCUGGUGUAGGCGGUCAAGCUGCUCAAAGAGGACUAUAUCGCGAGAGAUUCCUGGAUCAGCCUGUGCAAAAGGACAUUUUGCAGGAAUCAGAAAUCAAUACUAUGCCUGCCUGGAUCAACAUGUUGCUUCUCUCUUCCUCAGGUCCCAUCAAGACGCCUGUCAAUGCAUGUGCUACUGCUGCUGUGUCUAUUGAAAUGGCAUGUGAGUCUUUGUUAUCGGGCAAAGCUAAGAUCAUGAUUGCUGGCUCCUCUGAGGAGACCACGGAAGAAUCCAGUUAUGAAUUUGCCAAUAUGAAGGCUACUUCCAGUGCUGUAGAGGAACUGGCCAAGGGCCGUACUCCUUCUGAGAUGUCUCGUCCUACUACCACCACUCGAAACGGUUUUACUGAAUCCCAUGGUUCUGCUAGUCAUAUUCUCAUGACCGCCUCCACUGCCAUUGAAAUAGGUUCUCCCAUCUACGGUAUCAUUGCUCUCAGUAACACUGCUACUGAUAAAGAAGGUCGUUCUGUGCCUGCUCCUGGUGCCGGUAUCUUGACUACUGCUCGCGAAACGCAAUCCAAGAGAGUAUCUCCUCUGAUGAGCUUCAAGUACCGUGCUAAGCAAAUCAAGGCGCGUCGUGCCCAAAUCAAGGCCUGGGUGGAAAGCGAAUAUAAAGAUUUGCACGAAGAGUUGCAAGAGCUCAAGGCAUCUGGUGAACUUUCUGAGGAAAAAGAGGUCCAAGCAUGGCUUCAAGAGCGCACUACAUUCAUCGAGCAACAAGCCAAGCGUCAAGAAAAGGAGGCUUUGGCUACUUUCCAGCAUCAAUUCUUCCAGAACGAUCCUUCUAUUGCCCCCAUUCGUGGUGCUCUUGCUGUCUACGGUCUGACGAUUGAUGACAUUGGCGUGGCUUCUUUCCACGGUACUUCUACCAAGGCCAACGACAAGAACGAAUCGCGUGUAGUUAAUACACAAAUGAAGCACCUCGGUCGAUCCAAGGGCAAUGCUCUUUUGGCCAUCACUCAAAAGUAUCUUACGGGUCAUCCCAAGGGCCCAGCUGCUUCUUGGAUGGCCAAUGGUAUGAUGCAAUGUUUGCUGACUGGCAUCAUUCCUGGUAAUCGCAAUGCAGACAACAUUGACACCAUCAUGCGCGAAUUUGACUACAUUGUGUACCCUUGUCGCAGUAUCCAGACGGACGGUUUGAAAGCUGGUAUUCUCAAAUCCUUUGGUUUCGGUCAAGCUGGUGGUGAAGUUCUGAUCAUUCAUCCCGACUAUGUGCUCGGUGCCUUGGAAGAGAACCAAUACAAUGAGUACAAGGCCAAGAAUGCGCAACGCUAUGCCAAGGCGUAUCGUUAUCUCCACGACUCUAUCACUGGUGUUUCUGAAUUUGUGCAAGUCAAGACGGAGGCUCCUUACUCUGAAGAUCUCGAAUACACUGUCUACUUGAACCCCAAUGCCCGUACUGAAUACUCCAAGGAAAAGAACUCAUGGCACUUUACUGACAAAUCUGCUAAUCUCGCUGCCCCUACAGCGGGUGAUGCAAAAGUCACCAAGAGCAUCUUGGCUUCUCUCACUGAGCAACAAGCAGGCAAAAGAGGUGUUGGUGUCGAUGUCGAAUUAACCAACGCUGUCAAUAUCAACAAUGCUACUUUUGUGGAGCGCAAUUUUACUGCUGCAGAAAUUGGAUACUGUCAAGCCCGCCCUGAUCCCCAAGCCAGCUUCACAGGUCGUUGGUCUGCCAAGGAAGCCGUCUUCAAGGCCAUCUCAUCCUACGGUAAGAUUCCCUCGGAUGGUGCUGGUGCUCCUUUGAAGGAAAUUGAAAUCAACAGUAAUCAAGUGGGUGCUCCUGAAGUUGUUUUGUCUGGCAAAGCGAAACAGGCUGCUCAUGCUGCUGGUAUCAAGCAUAUCAAUGUCUCCAUCAGCCAUAGUGGUGCGUACAGUGUCGCUGUUGCAUUGGCUCAAUAA